Messenger RNA from Bufo bufo (common toad), 4949 nucleotides. RefSeq names its product kinesin family member 19 (gene KIF19). The transcript is spliced from 20 exons. Gene Ontology annotation, biological process: microtubule-based movement. NCBI's taxonomy places the organism in Eukaryota, Metazoa, Chordata, Amphibia, Anura, Bufonidae. Bases 127 to 3171 code for a protein of 1014 amino acids. The record is from RefSeq and is a predicted model, not a curated record. Gene Ontology annotation, molecular function: microtubule binding; microtubule motor activity; ATP binding.
UCGCCUCCUGCCGUGUGGUCAGACAUGCGGUAUUCCGGGGCAGCUGCGGCUUUCAGGGGCUGCACAGGCGACUGCUCUGAACCUUGACAUGGACGGAUAAAGCCGCUGCGCCCUCCACAUCCAGCCAUGAAGGACGGAGGAGAGUCCAAGGACCAGCAGCUGACGGUCGCUCUCCGCAUCCGUCCGAUCAAUGAGAUGGAGCUGGUAGAAGGAGCCACCAUCAUCGCCCACAAGGUGGAUGAACAGAUGGUGGUCCUUAUGGAUCCAAUGGAAGACCCAGAUGACAUUCUGAGAGCCAAUCGUUCCAGGGAGAAGUCCUACAUGUUUGACGUGACGUUUGACUACUCAGCAACCCAGGACACGGUGUACCGUCUCACCACCAAAGGUUUGAUUGAAGGGGUCAUCUCGGGCUAUAACGCCACAGUGUUUGCCUAUGGCCCCACCGGAUGUGGCAAGACCUACACGAUGCUUGGCACAGACCGAGAGCCUGGGAUAUAUAUCAGGACCUUGAAUGAUCUCUUUAAAGCCAUUGAGGAGACCAGCGAUGACAUGGAGUAUGAAGUCCUCAUGUCCUACUUGGAGAUCUACAAUGAAAUGAUCCGAGACUUACUGAAUCCGGCCCUGGGCUACCUGGAUCUACGGGAGGACUCGAAGGGAGUAAUUCAAGUAGCUGGGAUAACCGAGGUGUCCACCAUUAACGCCAAAGAGAUCAUGCAGCUGCUAAUGAAAGGAAACAAGCAAAGGACCCAGGAACCCACCGCGGCCAAUAAAACCUCGUCCCGCUCUCAUGCCAUCCUCCAGGUCACGGUGCGGCAGAAGAACCGUAUCAAAAACAUCACGCAGGAGGUCCGCGUGGGACGUCUCUUCAUGAUUGACCUGGCCGGGUCAGAAAGGGCUUCUCAGACUCAGAACCGAGGUCAGCGGAUGAAGGAAGGGGCUCACAUCAACCGCUCCCUGCUGGCGCUGGGCAACUGUAUCAACGCCCUCAGUGAGCGAGGGGGCAAUAAAUACGUCAACUACAGAGACAGCAAGCUGACCAGACUCCUGAAGGACUCUUUGGGUGGGAAUAGCCGCACUGUGAUGAUCGCUCACAUAAGUCCGGCCAGCAGUGCCUUCGAAGAGUCCCGGAACACUCUCGCCUAUGCUGACCGUGCCAAAAAUAUCAAGACCCGGGUGAAGCGGAACCUCCUCAAUGUCUCCUAUCACAUUGCCCAGUACACCAGCAUCAUAGCAGACCUAAGACAUGAGAUCCAAAGACUCAAGGAGAAGAUUGAUGAGCAGGGCUUGAAGCAGAUAAGGAAUGAGAAGAGCGACAUUCGCAACAUCCAAGCUGAGGUUCAGCUCCAUACAUUACCCUAUGACAGACAGGAGAUGGACCAGCUCAGGGAGCAGCUCAUAAGGGCUUUUAGGGAACAGAUGGAGAUCCGCAAACAGCUUAUGGACCUGGAGAACAACAACAUGGAGUUACAGAUGGAGACUUCACGUCACUUCCUCAUCAUUGCCGACUGGGAGCAAGAAAAAACACGUCGUGUCCGCAAGUGGCGAGAAGAACUGAGGAGGGAAUCUUUUGGCAAAGAUGACAGUGAGAAGGACUCAGACACCGGAGAUGACCAGUCUGAUAUCAUGGAGCCGCCAGAGGUGAUGGUGGCCAGAGAGAAUGUUCACGCACUGGUAGUUGAUCAAAGCAAGCUACGUCACCAAAAGAUGGAGUUGGAGAAGCGAUUUAAAGAAAUCCGGCAACGAGCAAGAAGACUGGAAGAAAUUUUACCCAAAAGGAUCAGCUCGGAGGAACAGAGGGAGGUCUUAAGCCUUUUGUGUAAAGUCCAUGAACUGGAGAUUGAAAAUACAGAGAUGCAGUCCCACGCGUUGCUCAAAGACAACAUGAUCCGGCAGAAGAACUACAUGGUGCAGAAAUUCGAGCAACAUCGGUGCCUGUGUGAUGAGAUCAUCAAGCAGCAGAGACGCAUCAUCAUUGAGCACAACCUGACUGUUCCUCAUCGCCUGGAGGACUUGUAUGAGCUCUAUCUUCGAGAGCUGGAAGACGGCACAUUAGAUCGAAUAGCCAUAAUAGACAGAGCUUCUGUUCUGGCCCUAAAAGACAGCCAAACCUCUUUGCCGAAAAUUCCUCAGAUCACAGCAGAAGAGACAUCUCAGGAACCAGACUCAGACCAAGAGAGUGUUCGGACAUUUGGAUCAGACAGCAGGAAUCUGAAUCAAAGAGAGUCCUACAGAAGAAUACUUCCUCGACUACUGUCUGAGACAGAAAGUGAUGCAAACAAAGUGUUUAAAACAAGUCCCCGGGCCCGACACAUUAAAAACUCCACGGUGGUGACUCCACCUCCGAUACAUGUGAAUGGGAUGGUCAGCAAAGAGUCUUUUCCACGUGACAGUCUAGUGAGAAGCACCCACAUCAACUCCUCUCCUGACAGCAGUGACAAGGUGGCAUUAACCCGGAAAGAGAAAAAAGAAAUUCUGAGCAGCAUUAAAAGUAUUUCGGUAAAGGCAGCACGGAGACGUUCCCGAGCUAUAGAUGGUGACCGCCUACAACUACUUCAACCGAUGAAAGAGAGGAGUAACCUGUCGGUUCAUUCUCUGAGCGAGAGUGAGGACAAUCCUUUCAGAGAUCAGCCAAUACCAAGCUCUCCCCUCCACCAUGCAGCCAGUGAAGACAACCUCUCCACCAGCACUGGUGAGAUGGUGGUAGCCCUCGGAAGAGGAGGCCACCAACGGAGAGAUUCCCCAGGACUUUGGAACCAAGCACAAAAGAAAGGAGCCCAGAAGCUAGAGAAAAGGGAGGAGUCUUUAGAGGUUAAGCGCAGAAAGAAGAGGUCAAGGUCAUUUGAGGUCACUGGACAAGGGCUGGUGCGACCAAAGAACCAUCCUUCUCGAAAUAGAGCCCUUGAAAGCAACUCGGACCACAAGAUCCAGAGUAACAUUCCUCAGAUCAACAGCCGUGGGAAAAUCGUGCUACCUAUAGCACAGGUCAAACUUCCUCAGAACCAAUCUGGCAACAUGGCUAAAGGUGUAGACCAUCAAGGAGCAGGAUUCCAACACAACCAACCAGGCAAUGCCAAGAAGCAAAUUUCCACCAAUCAGCGGCCACGUUUUAAUUACAACACUGGAAACGCCGGUGGCAUCAGCGGGAAGGAGAUUCGGGUACGGAAAUAUUAAUAGGGUUGGGACGUACCUAUGAGUCCAAUACAAUGACAUCUCUGGAACCUUUUGACCAGUGAACUUUUUGCGGAAGGUGAAAGUGACAGCAAAGCCUUUUGUCACCGGUGUGAACAUUGUAUUUCAGAAGGUAGUUUCACAACCUGUCUCUUACCUUGUGCUAUGGGCACACCAAUUAACGACCUACCCGAAUCCCACUUUGGUACUAGUGGAGACUCAUACUUGCUGCUAUGUAGACCUUCUGUUCCAUAGAGUGCCUGCUUCUCCUUGGAUAUCACAAUAAUUUUCAGGCAAAGUGAAUAAUUUAUACAAACACCUCAAAUUUAUCAAAUUCUUGUUCUUUGUAGAUUUAUUGUAAAAUUUGUGUGUUUUUAUUUUAUUUUAUUAUCUCUGGAUUAUUCUACAUGGAGUGCUGUAUUCUGCCAGCUCAGAACGCACCAGGACAAAGGCGUUGACCUUCGUUAUUGGGCACAAUGGGCAUUAUGGUAUUUCCACAAGCAGCAACUUUCUCCUGCUGUGAGCCUCCAUGUUUGGGAGAGCACACGAUCCAAGAUGAUGCCAUUGAGCAUUUCAUAUAUGCAAUGGACUAAGGAGAAGACGAUUGAACUACUGGGGAUAGUGCGGACAACCAUUUGCUGAAUACCUCUGCAGGGUCUAGGAAACCUUGGUACUAUGCAAAUUUACUAGAACUUUGCUAUGAAACGUCUACUUUUUUGGUCAAAGUUGAUAUCGAAGAGAGUGAAAAAUGGAUCAUAAUAAUAAUCGGCUGGUCUGAUAUAGGUUUACGCGAAUUCUGACCCAAUUUAAUCUUGUUUGUGGUUUUUGGCCCACAAGAAGGGGCCAAAUCUCAUAGAAGGGCAGCAUGUACUACAAUGGGAAUGGUUUGGCAAUAAGGAUUUUACAGUCACUGGAUGGAUCUGGUCCAGUGUAUCUCUGUAACAUCAUUUGCUACUAGUAAAGCCUGAAUAUGACAUGGACAUUGUUAGGCCCAGGCAACUAGAGCCUUUACCUGACCUAAACCACCCUAGGCCACCAGGGAUAUUAAUAUCACUCUGUAAACUACCCUACACCACCAGGGAUAUUUUGGAUUAACUCCUAAACCAACCUAUACCAAAAAUGCCUAGGUAUUGUCUUGGUAUAAAUGUAUUUAAUGGAGGUCUGGUAGAUAUAGGCCUGGGAAGAAGUAAGGUAUGGUGAUAGUAUGGUGAUAUGUACUGCAGUUGGUGUGGUUUAACAAUACUUACAGCACUUACAAUACAAAUUGUUAUGGUCCAAAAUUCAACAUGUGACUUAUAUUUCCAUCCCAAAUGAGCAGGGAAUUUCCAGGUAUACCACCAGGGAUUUACUGAAUUAGAGCAUAAACCACCCUAUACCACCAGGGAAUUUCUGGAGUAAACUCCACCAAAAGUAUUAAUAUUAACACUUAUACCACCCUAUACCACCAGGGCCUUUGAUGGUAACAUUAAUCUUAACAUCUAAACCACCCUAUACCACCAGGGAUUUUCUGGAUUAGUCUCUGAACCACACUGUACCACCAGAAGUAUUAAUAAACCUCACUAAAUAUCUAGGGACAAUAUGGAUUAGACCCUAAAUCACACUAGACCUGCUGCUUGAAAACCCCUCACCCAGUCCUCAGUGAACUAUUACAUUGCACCCAUUAAAAUCAAUAAACCGGCUAUGUCAUACAUGAGUGGAGUGGUUUCUCCAGUCCAUUUAAAGGGCAUCUGUCAGCAGUUUUGUACCUAUGAAACUGACUGACCUGUUACAUGUGCGCUUAG